Molecule: messenger RNA, 2442 nt
Organism: Aegilops tauschii subsp. strangulata
Lineage: Eukaryota; Viridiplantae; Streptophyta; Magnoliopsida; Poales; Poaceae
Biological process (GO): protein phosphorylation
Molecular function (GO): ATP binding; ADP binding; protein kinase activity
Source: RefSeq, a predicted model, not a curated record
AAGAAAAAAGAAACAAAAAACCUAGAUGAGAUUUCACGCGGUAGAACCGUAGAAGGAAGGGGAAAGUUUUGGCCUUUCCCUCCCAUCUGCCGCCGCCGCUCAACACGCCGUCUGCCGCUUCCGGCCGCCACCAGCAUCCUUCUCUCUCUUGGCCCGCCUCCAUCCAUCUCUUGUGCUGCUGCUGCUGCUUCUGCUUCUGCUUCUGCUGCUGCAAUGGGGGAUUUAAUGGUGCUCUGGCGUGCUGCCUACAAUUAGGGCUAAUGCAAAGCUCUGAAUAACACAGUGUAGUUAGUUCUGAAUGGGGGAUGAAAUCUUGCUGGAGCGUAUACUCAAUGGAGAUGAGGAGCCCAAGGAUCUGCCUUUGGGACUGUUACAGCUCAUCACAAAUGAUUUCUCUCAAGACAGAAAAAUUGGCCAGGGUGGAUUUGGGGAGGUUUACAAGGGUGUGCUCCGAAAGGGGAUUAUUGUUUCUGUGAAGAGGAUGUAUGUGAACUUACACAGGCUUCGUGAUGAUGACAAGCUAUUUGAUCGUGAGUUUAAUAGCCUGAGGAAGGUUAAUCAUCGAAAUGUAGUCCGGUUUCUUGGCUUUUGUUCUAAUACAUAUCAGACAUCAAUACAAGAGGCUGGGUCAGAAGGAAUUAACUUGGCCAAUGUAAGAGAAAGAUUGCUCUGUUUCGAGUACAUCAGCAAUGGAAGUCUUGAUAAGCAUAUUACAGAUGAAUUAAGGGGACUUGAAUGGGAAACACGUUAUGAUAUAAUCAUCGGAAUCUGUAAAGGUCUGCGUUAUCUUCACAAGGAAAAAAAUAUUGUUCAUAUGGACCUUAAACCGGCCAAUAUAUUACUAGAUGGCACAUAUAUGGUUCCAAAAAUUACAGAUUUUGGCUUAUCAAGAUCAAAUAAAAACUCACAUACUACAGGUCUACGUUUUGGAACACGAGGAUAUGUCGCACCGGAAUACGAGAACGCUGGCAAAAUUUCAUCCAAGUCUGAUGUAUAUAGUUUGGGUGUCAUAAUCUUUGAACUAUUAACAGGGUCUAUGGGUGUUCCUGAUGAAAACAAUGUACUUCGAAGGUGGAGACACAGGUGGAAUAAGCCACCGACACUGCUGCAAUACCAGCAAGUAACUAGAUGCAUUAAAACAGCAGUACACUGCAGGCAGCAAGAGCCGGGAUGUAGACCUUCUGUAUCAGAAAUAAUAAGCUUUUUGAGUGAAAGCACGAAUGAGCACACUGACGGGAUAAGCCCUCUUUAUGAUGAAGAUGACAUGCUUGGGAUUAAGCCGCUCGAACUAGGGCUUCCUUCGGAACGUAAGGAGAUGUCAAGCUUCACAGUUGAGCUAACGAAUGGUACAGCUAACUGCAUGGCCUUCAACAUCCAACCGCCAAACACACCACGGUACAGUGCACAGCCAGACAAAGGCAUUGUGCGACCACAAUCCAUGUAUCGUGUGAAGAUAACUGUGCUACCACAAGAUAUACACCAUGCCGACAAAUUCAUCGUGAAGAGCAUGAAAGUGAGUGAGGGUCUUAGAGAUGAGGAUAUCACAGAACGCAUGUUCGAAGAGGCUGGUAAAAUUGUUGAUGAGGUGAAUUUGAUGGUUGUAUAUGAGCCUACGAAGCCCCAACAAAACUGCAAGAGUAUAGCAGAUACCAACAUGCCAGCUGAGGAAGUCCCUGAGGCGGAGAGGAGAAAUAUUGUUGGGUCUACCUCCAGAAAGGGCAAACUUCGUAGCGGUGGAAAUGCAGAGGCAGCUUCCACUGGCAUCAAUUCAAGGGUGCAAGGACAAUGUAAUUUCUACCCACCACAAAGCUCAUCACACAAUUCUCUGGGUUACCUGACGAUCCCGCUGCUGGACCGCGUGGCGGCCAAUGCCGGCGACGCGCUGGUGGCUGAGUUGCUGCGGGCGUGCGGGCUGGGCAAGGUUCGCCGGAAGCUGGAGUGCCACCUCGCCGCCAUCCAGUGUAUCCUGCUGGAUGCUGACGCCAAGAGCCGCACCAACGCUGCCGUCCACCGAUGGAUGACGGACCUCAAGACUGCCGCCUACCAAACUGACGACGUCCUCGAUGACUUCCACUACGAGGCGCUGCGCCGCCAUGCUGCCCAGAUCGGCCACGUUUCCACUGCACACAAGUUGCUGAGCUACUUCACCAUCAAUAGCCCGGUUGUUUUCCGUCUCUCCAUGAGCAUGAAGAUGAAGGAUGCCCUUAAAGUGAUAGAUGAACUGGUUCUGGAGAUGAACAAUUUUCACUUCCUACAACAUGCUGAGGCACGAAGCGUUGAUCAUCCGCAAACACACUCUCGAGUCGAUGAAUCAGUGAUUGUGGGCAGACAAGAUGAGAAGGAACUAGUGGUGAACAUAUUGCUUGAUCACUCUCACGACAAUAAUAAUAAUGACAAUGUCAUAGUGCUUCCCAUAGUUGGCAUGGGGUGAAUAGGUAAGAC